Molecule: messenger RNA, 3474 nt
Organism: Colletotrichum karsti
Lineage: Eukaryota; Fungi; Ascomycota; Sordariomycetes; Glomerellales; Glomerellaceae
Product: lipase
Exons: 1
Coding region: 1-3474 (1157 amino acids)
Biological process (GO): lipid metabolic process
Source: RefSeq, a predicted model, not a curated record
AUGGAUUCAGACGACGAGCUGGAUGAGAACUCGCAUUACUUGGUCCAUGUCCCUCUCGAGGCCCAACAAGGCCGUACUGUGCUCCCGGCUCCUAUCGCAAAGGCCGUCAGUCUCGCCACCCGCUCGACAUGUCUUGCUAUCCGCGUCGGCACCCUCCUCAGCUCAUACGGCUUCGAUGCCGCCAAGUUCACUACCCUCUCCAGUCUAGAGCUGGGUCGCGGUCUGCUUGAGGGUAUACUCAGCAGAGCCGGGAAGGACAUGCUCACCCGGUCCAACAGUGAUUUGGCCAGGGCCGAUGCCGAGACCGUCUUGGAGAGAAGCUUGGAGCAUCUACACCAUGCCAUGUCCCAGAUCGUCUUCUGGACAACUACCGGCUUCCAGAUGACGGGGACCACCUUCUCUGUCGUGUCCGAGAUAUCCCAACUCUUGCUGUCGUCUCUCGACCAGUUCUUCGGCUCUACCGACUCGUCACGUGCCAUCGCGAGCAUCAUCACUCUGAUCCGCCGCGAAUUCCAGAACCCGGCAACUGGAGUCGAGGGCGAGCGCGUCGGUGUUGUCGAUCUCGUCAUGGGCUUGUGCGCCUUGGCAUAUCUGCAGCGGAAGUGCCGCCGCUUUCUUGAGGAGGAGACUAGGCGCCUGGGUUUCGAAGAGAUCGUGUGGGACGUGGUCGUGCUCAACGAUGGCGAGCGAGUGGAUGUCCACGAGGACAGUCUGUACGGCGUACACAAGGGUCGCUACAAGAGCAAGGGUCCGGAUAUCUUGGUGUCGAUGCCGGGUGAGCAGCCCAGCCCCAACGUCUUGGCCGCUAUCGAGCGUCACGGAGGCCAUGACACCAGCGACGACGAGGACGACGACGACAUGCCGGAGAUCCGCCUCAAGAACCAGAUCAUGCGUUCUCUACCCUCGGACACGAGCGUUUCCAUAUCCACGACGACGCUGACGCGCAAGAUGAUCACUGUCGACUUCACAGGCCCUGAGCCUCCCGCUGUCACGCCGCCUCCGGGAGUCGAAGUCGUCGAGCGCGAGGUCCUGCCCUCUACGGAGCACCAAAACGAUCAACUGGCGCGCCAAAGCUCCAGUCUUGCCGACAACCCGACAUAUCGUGUGGUUUAUCGGGUGGACAAGAGCAAGCAGCGAAGCACUACAUUCCGAGGCCUCGAAGAGCCGGAUCAUUACACGGGCAAGGUGGAAUCACUGGAAGACACCGAAGAGUCUGACGAUCACGGCCGGGACUUCGACUUCGACGAGCUUCCUCCGCCAGUGCCCCCCAAGUCGGCGCCGCCACGGAGUGUCCCCUCCGCAUCGGCACAAGAGACGACGCCAAACCCGACGCCGCGACGCACGAAGACGGGCCCUGGGUUUCCCUCGCCGACAUCCACCAGUCCUCGAGCCUCGCAGAUCCCUACCCCCAAGCAGAACCCCGAGAAUGCCCCUAAUCAAAAGCGACAGCGUGCACCCCUUGCGCCCUUGCCCGUGAAACCUCGGCAAGAAACUACAGUCACGUCUCAUUCGGAGAACAAGUCGUUUUCCAGGAGGCCCAAACCCGAGUCUGCGUCCACUGGCAAGGCGGUCGAUAAGACUACCGAGAAGAAGGGCGGCAUCAGGCAAGCGUUGAAAAGGGGGACCACGUCCAACAUUUCAAACUUGUUCAGUCGAGAUGGGCCCGGUCCCGGAAACUCGCACUCGGCCGGGAAAGUGAAGCAGACGCCCAAACCCACACCGCCAGAACGGACGACGCGGAGCACGAACCAGCCAAGUCGUCAGUCGCAGAGCAGGGCCAUGGGGCCGACUGCAUCCUCCAACUCGCGAGGCCGCAACUACGACGUACCUUCGCCUGUCCCACGCAGCUCGUCUCGGGCUAGCUACAUCUCCGUGCAUGAGCGUCGCCGUGACUCAGUGGUCUCUCAAACAGAUACAUAUUCGUUCCACGCAUUUGACGGAUACCGACCUCACUCCCCGGGCUAUGGUCGCCGGGACGGUCAGGGCCAGGGCGGUAUACCCAAGUCGAGAUCCGAAAGGGACAUUGUGGACCAGAAACCCUCGUCGCCCAUGAAAUCCCGCAGGGCCCGCUCGCAUGUGAACACGCCGAGUCUGUACAGCAUUGCGACAACAGGUUCGCAGACGUCGCUGGUGCUGUCUUCAUACUACCAGAAGAGUGCCUACACGGAUUCUCAAGCCAUAGACACCUUGAGGAGAGCAGGAACCGUCGACGGAGUCUUCCCCGCCUUCCACCUCCUGCGCAACGUCACCCGUUACAUGCGGUUUUCUUCGGCGUCAUACGGAUCCAACUUCCUCAAAUUCAUGGGCAUCUCCAAGGAGAUGCCUCUCUUGAGGGCCUUGGACGACACCCACCACGAAAUCCGCUCGUUCGCCCACCAUACCGAAUCCGAGGCUACGAGUAUCCUCCUCGCUUCCUUCGUCGACCCCCAGGGAGGUUCCGACACCACCGGCUCCACGGGAACUGGUGUCCCGUUGGUCCACUACGUCUCCUUGGAUCACGAGUCCAAAGCAGUCGUCCUGGCGUGUCGCGGAACCCUCGGAUUUGAAGACGUCCUGGCGGACAUGGCCUGCGACUAUGAUAACCUGUACUGGCGAGGCAAGUCAUACAAGGUGCACAAGGGGAUUCACGCGUCUGCCCGCCGUUUGUUGUACGGGGGUGAUGGUCGUGUUUUGUACACGCUGAAGGAGGCUCUGGAUGAAUUCAGCGACUAUGGCCUGGUCCUCUGCGGUCAUUCACUGGGCGGCGGCGUCACUGCUCUGUUGGGCACGAUGCUUGCAGAGCCCUCGUCCACCGGCACGGGAUUCGUCACUUCAUCAGAGCCUCACCGUCGUCUUCUAGGGGACAGCAGUUUUCUGGAGACGGACACAACGCACAUAUGCCUGCCGUCAGGCCGUCCCAUCCAUGUUUACGCGUACGGACCGCCGGGAACCAUGUCGCCGUCCCUGCGCAGGGCGACACGGGGCCUCGUCACGAGUGUUGUCCACGGCAGCGACUUGGUCCCCUUCCUGUCCUUGGGUGUCCUGCACGACUUCCAGGCAGUCGCCCUCGCUUUCAAGAGCGACAACCACGAGGCAAAGGGCGAGGUGAGGCAGCGGAUCUGGCAGGCUUUCCAGUCCGGCCUAGUGGACAAGUGGUACACAAACAGCAGCAGGUCGAGUUCGGCCGAAGAAGACAAAUGGAGCGUGUCUGCGCUGACGACGCUGCGGUCCAACAUGAUGAGCAUGAAGCUCCUUCCGCCCGGAGAAGUCUUUCUCGUUGAAAGCACACGUGUAUUGAGACGUGACGCGUUCCUCUUGUCUGGGGAGGAAGAUAUUGGGCGACCGGCCCGGAGAAUUGUCCUGAAGUAUGUGAGGGAUGUCGAAUCUCGGUUCAGGGAGGUCCGAUUCGGCACAAGCAUGCUCAUCGACCACAGCCCCGCGAAGUAUGAGGAAGCACUGAACAAGCUGCGUUUUGGAGUUGUCGAUGCGGUUUGA